Messenger RNA from Alternaria arborescens, 801 nucleotides. RefSeq lists its product as hypothetical. Lineage: Eukaryota; Fungi; Ascomycota; Dothideomycetes; Pleosporales; Pleosporaceae. Bases 1 to 801 code for a protein of 266 amino acids. The transcript is spliced from 2 exons. The record is from RefSeq and is a predicted model, not a curated record.
AUGGGCAACGAUGAUGAUAACCAACUACGCGAUGAUUGGGGCCUUGACGGUGCAUUAGACGGGCUUGGACUUUCCUCGUAUACGUACCUGCGCAAGGGAGGCAAAAAUCGAAUCCUCGGCAUGGCCCACGUCGACCCUUACGGCUCGUCUAUGGCCGACCACCAGACAUACCAAGUUGACGGCCAAACUUAUCGGGCAACCGAUGCUGAUUAUACGAUGUCGUUCAACACAGAGGAGGGUGUUAUAAUUGGGUUAAGUCGCGAGGGCCCUGCGACGAGCGCUCUACGUCGAAAUCCGUCGAUUCCAGCAGCUCAAAUGCCCAUACUCCAUCAAUUUUCUGACGUGGGCUGGCUCACAUGGCAAGAGAUGACAAAUAGGGACGGCCAUGAUGCCAAAAAUCUUCGAUAUCUGAUUUCUGUCUCCAUCGAAAAUCAAAAAACCCUAUCAGUGUGCCGCAGGGUAUUCAUCAACAACAGAUGGAAGGGCGGACCCUGGCCAGGGCUUACACUGAAAGCCGGUAUGGAUGACUUUAAUGCCAUCUUAGGUACCCCGAACAUGCAAGGGUACGGAUACAUGCUGAUUCAGCACAAAGCGAAACUCGGUAACAUGUACAUCAGCAAAAUCCAAGUCUUUGCGUGCACCGGAACCAGAAAGGUCUGUAUCGUCGCACACGUAUCCCAACCACGAUCCGCUCCAGCGUCGGUCCCGGACCAGGGCGUUGAGAAACAACCAUCAGGUAGAGCAAGACGCGACGAGAACCACAACUUGGUUCGUAGUCACAAGAUCUUCGCGAAAUUAUGA